AUGAUGUACGACUACGUUGUCUUCAUCAUCAUUCUUAGUGUCUGUGUUGCAUUUACUAAUGCAUCUAGCAUUCAAACUCAACCUUACAAAGUUACCAAUGUUGCGACUAGAACUUGGGACGAAGCUAUUGCUCUCGCCAAAGAAUUUACUGCACAAAUGACUUUAGAAGAAAAAUGUAAUAUGACUGCAGGUAUUGGGAGUCAUUGUGCUGGCUUUGUUUCACCUGUUCCACAUCUUCACUUUGGUGGUCUUUGUUUUCAAGAUUCACCAUCGGGUGUUGGUGAUGGUGUUCAAUUUUCUACGGCUUUUAUUGCUGGUAUUCAAAUUGCUGCCACUUGGGAUCGUGACCUUUUCUAUCAACGUGCUGCAGCCAUCGGUCAAGAAUUUCGAGGAAAAGGUAUUCAUUUUGCUCUGGGACCUAUGAUGAAUAUUGAUCGAAAUGCUCUUCAUGGUCGCAAUUGGGAAGGAUUUGGUGCUGAUCCAUAUCUAUCUGGAGAAAAUUCGUAUUAUUAUGUACAUGGACUGCAAGAUCAAGGUGUCGUAGCAACUGCAAAACAUUAUAUUUGCAAUGAACAAGAAUCUAAUCGUACUUAUCAUCCGACAACUGGCCCAAGCCAAGGUUAUUCAGCUAAUCUUGAUGAUAAAACGAUGCAUGAAAUUUAUUUAUGGCCAUUUGCUGAUAGUGUUGCGGCUGGAGCUGGUUCCGUUAUGUGCUCAUAUAACCAAGUCAAUGGGACACAAGCAUGCCAAAAUAAUAAAAUCUUAAAUGGACUUUUGAAAGAUGAACUUAAAUUUCAAGGUAAUGUUAUGUCUGAUUGGGGAGCAACGAAAGUUGGAAUAGAAUCUGCUUUGGGUGGAUUGGAUAUUGAAAUGCCCGGUCAAGAUGGAUUAAUGGGUUAUUCUCUUCUUCCAGCAGUAAAAAAUGGAUCAAUCACAGAGGCAAGAAUAAAUGACAUGAUUAUUCGUAUUUUGGCACCUUAUUUUUUGCUUGGACAAGAUCAAGAUUAUCCACCUCUCAAUUUAAAUAAUGAUGUGACUAGAGACCAUUAUGUGCUUAACCGAUACAUUGGUACUGCUGGCAUCAUCUUACUUAAAAAUACACAUAAUACUUUGCCAUUUAAUACGACUACUGAAAAAUUUUAUUCGAUUUAUGGAUCAGCAGCAAGUCGUUAUAGUGAUGGUGUUGAUCCACAUGGAUUAGACGGAUUAGAUGGUGCUCUGUAUCAAGGUGGUGGUUCAGCUCGUGAUUUUCAUCUACAAAUUCAAUAUGUGGUUGAUCAAGAUGAUUAUGUUGCUAUUAAUCGUUCAUUAGAAAACAGUGGGUUUUUAGGAGGCAAAUGUCUUGUUUUUCUUAAUGCUUGGUCAUCAGAAGGACGUGACAGACAUAAUCUUUUUGCUUAUCAUAAUGGUGACAAACUAGUUAAUACUGUAGCUGCUCAUUGUGUUUCAACCAUUGUUAUUGUCAAUAGUGUUUCACAACUUAAUCUUGAAGCAUGGAUCGAAAAUCCUAAUGUUACCGCUGUUGUUUGGACAGGUUUGCCGGGUCCUGAAUAUGGACCAGCAAUUGUUGAUGUUCUCUUUGGUAAUUAUAAUCCAGGAGGUAAACUAGUCUUUACCAUAGCUAAGAAUGAUUCUGAUUAUGGUACUAAUAUUACUGAAACGUAUAACUCUAAUUAUACAGAAGGUGUUUUUUUGGACUAUCGACAUUUUGAUAAAAAUAAUAUUACGCCAAGAUAUUAUUUUGGUUAUGGCCUCUCCUACACAACAUUUUCUUUUUCAACAUUGAUGAUUUCAAAAGUUAGUCAAAAUAAUCCUAUUGAACAAUCAUUCUACAGACGACGUCAUGUAUCUUCCUAUAGUAACAAAGCUUUAUUAAGAUUCUAUGAACCUAUUUAUAGCAUAACUUUUACUGUUACUAAUGUCGGUAAUGUCGAUGGUUCCGAAGUGCCACAACUCUAUCUUGGUUUUCCAGAAGAGGCAGCUGAACCACCUAAAAUUUUACGUGGCUUUGAACGAGUUUAUUUGGAAGCAGGUGAAUCGAAAACAGUGACUCUAGUAUUAACACAACGAGAUAUUUCAUAUUGGAAUACUAUCAAUCAAAACUGGACUGUUGCUCAUGGAAAAUAUACAGUUUGGAUUGCAACAUCAGCUAAUAAUGCUGACAUUAAACUUGAAGGCUUUUUCUAUAUCUAA
Molecule: messenger RNA, 2193 nt
Organism: Rotaria sp. Silwood1
Lineage: Eukaryota; Metazoa; Rotifera; Eurotatoria; Philodinida; Philodinidae
Source: the annotation of a GenBank genome assembly